UCGAGCCAAGUGGACGUGGAGGCCACCUCGAUCUCGGCCAGACAGGGAUUGUAUCCCCAAAAAGUGGCUUUCGCUUUCGUGACGUUUGGCGGUUUUCGGUUGGCGGUUCAUUGGGUGUUCGCUUUGGGUUUCCAUUUCAGUCCGUCUACUUUGUUGACAAAGUUAUUGCUUCUGGGCUUAAUGACUUCGUAAUUGAUUUGCAUUCGAUGUGCCACAUUGAUUGGCAAUUGAAACGUAAGGCAGUAAGCCUCUACCACUCCAAGACCCACUUCAUUCCAGUAACCACUCAUUGUCGCCGUUGCUAAUCAAGGUUAUCAAGGAUAAACUGGCUGUCACCAUGUCGCUGUCUGUGGCCAGCCGUCGUCGCCUCCAGACGACGAACGCUCCCUCGUCCACCGCGAACAUAUCCUCAUCCUCAUCCUCUUCCGGUGGUCGCUACCAAUUGCCACUGUCCGUGCGGAAGCAGCACUCCUUCAUCGAACCGACGGCCAGAUUCUCGGCCCAACAGAGGGGCUACCUCUCCAGAGGACUCUCCGUUGGCCGAUCCAUCGAGAACAUCCGUCAGAAGCUGUAUCCCGUGGGCAGGCAGACAUCGCUGGCCGUUGAGGAGGUCACUCCGAGGAUUGCCCCCCGCAUCACCGCCUCACAGGUCCAGGGUUUAAGGCUGAGGGAUAAGAGCCUGGUGGCCUGGUCUUCCACUUCAUCAUUGCUAAAGGACCAGGAAGCGGAAAGGACUACGCAGGCUGAACCCGCUGAGGCCAAGAUCAGCGCCAAGGCGGACAAGAAUCGGAUUAACUUGAAUAUCGUCCUGUCGCAGACGAUAAGGGCCACCAACGAGCAGGAAGUGGAGCCGGAAGCGGAGCACAUUAGCGACAUCGAGGGCAGUCAUCCGGUGGAGACUCCGGACAUCCCGUUGAGCAUCUCGCCGGCAUUGACCAUCCAGAGGCGUCCGCCGCUGGUGCGUGCUAUGUCCGCUCCGGUCCGCGGAUUGGACGAGAGCAGCAAGGGCGUCAUUGCCGCCAGCAAGCGCAGCCAGCAGAAGCUGCGGCGCCGCAAAAUCUUCACGAGAACGCCCUCGUCCUCGGUGGUGUCCGUGCCCCUGGAUGUCAUCGGGGAUACCUCGUCCUCCUCCUCCUCCUCCGCCGCCGCCGUCGGCAACGGAAAUGCCUCUAAAAAAUCUCUGAACCGGGCACGCAGCGUCGUUGCCCCCGAUGUCAUUACCCUGGUGUCGCUGCUGAGUUCCGAGGGCAGCGACUCCGAGCGCGAGGACAACAGCUCCACGGCGGUAUCGUCGCCACCUAUUGGCGGUCCUGACAAGCCGCCGUCGGGCGUAGCGCAGCGAAGGGCGCCGCUGCUGAGGAAGACGGGCAAAUCGGUCUCGUUUCAAGACAGCUAUCCGCCCACCUUCCAACUGGCCUCCAAGGAGUACUCUCACAUGAUACGCCGUGGAUCGAUAGCACCUCUGGCAGCCCGAAUCCGCGCCAAUCGACCGCCGACAGCGCCGCCCGUCUCCAUUUUCCUCACCGAAGUCCAGGGCAAAAUGGACCAGCCACCGAAGAAGGAUGAGCUGCCCGCUGUUACCAUGUCGCCGGAUGAGGCCAAGAAGGAGAACAACAACAAUGCGGCCAACUGUGAGGAUCAAGUGCAACAGCCGGAUCACAAUUAUCCGGCAUAUGUGCGCAGCCUGAAGGAGCGCGAGUGCUGGAAGUUGCACCAGAAGAUGGGGGCCAAGGGGGUUAGUGUGAGCUAUGAAACGGUAUUGAGGGGCAUGCUCACACCCACCGAGUUCAGGCACUUCCAAAAGCAGCGGGAACAGGAGGAGGCCCGUGUCCUGGAGGAGGCGGAAGCAGCCGAGGCAGCAGCUGCAGCCGCAAUCCUCGAGAGCGGUGAAAAGGAGGCCCGAAAGCCGCCAGUCACGGCCAUUGAACGGCUCUCGGAAGCUCUGUUGCAGAGCAAAUAGAAUGAUUUCCGGUUAGAAACCAAGUUCCACGAUUGUGGAACCCGACCAUUAAAUUGCAUUUGCCCCUAGAGGAUGUAGCAGUAGUCGAGCACUCGUUAAAACGCGAUCGCACCCCGCUGAGACACCAUAUCGGCGUCCACCCGUAGUUCUAGAUGGUACCCCUAAACCGUAGACCCCCUAAGAAUCCAUAUGUAUUUUAUGGCGGGACUCAAGCUUAAGUGGACGCUGAGCCUGGCCAAUAAUCGCAACAGCAUCAGAAUGUAGAUUCUUAACAAUAAAGA
This is a messenger RNA of Drosophila rhopaloa, 2241 nucleotides long. RefSeq lists its product as uncharacterized. NCBI's taxonomy places the organism in Eukaryota, Metazoa, Arthropoda, Insecta, Diptera, Drosophilidae. The coding region runs from base 338 to 1960 and encodes 540 amino acids. The record is from RefSeq and is a predicted model, not a curated record. The transcript has 3 exons.